AUGAACUUGGCAAAUGUUCCUGAUACGGUCUCGGGCGUGCGUCUUCGCGCGGACCAGGCUCCUUCGAGUACAGUGUUCCGACGCAACCCGCUGGGCUGGCAGGCCACGACACUUCCUAUACCCUUCUCACAUUCCAAUCUUUGCGAAGGUAGCAAUGGACUCUCGCUCGAUCCGGCCGCAAACGACGCGAAUGUCCACAAUUGA
Parastagonospora nodorum SN15 is the source of this 204-nucleotide messenger RNA. RefSeq lists its product as hypothetical. Lineage: Eukaryota; Fungi; Ascomycota; Dothideomycetes; Pleosporales; Phaeosphaeriaceae. The record is from RefSeq and is a predicted model, not a curated record. The coding region runs from base 1 to 204 and encodes 67 amino acids. The transcript is spliced from 2 exons.